AUGGCCCUCUAUCAGAUUAAAGUGAAAAGCGGACUAUCAGAGAACUUCUUCGAUCAGUUAUUGACGAUAGUUCAUGACAUGCUGCCGAAAGACAAUGUGCUGCCAAAGUCUAUGGAUGCAAUCAAGAAAUUCUUGAAGGUUUUUGGGUUUGGAUAUGAUAUCAUUCAUGCGUGCAAUAAUGAUUGUAUUCUCUACAGGAAACAGUUUGGUGAGAUGGAAAGCUGCCCAAGAUGUAGUGCUUCAAGAUGGGAGAUAGAUAAACAAAGUGGUGAGGAAAAGAAGGGGAUUCCAGGAAAGGUUCUUAGGUAUUUUCCGAUCAAUGACAGAUUCAGGAGGAUGUUUAGAUCCAAAAAAAUGGCUGAGGAUUUACGUUGGCAUUAUACCAAUGCCAGCGAAGAUGGUACAAUGCGACACCCUGUAGAUUCUAUAUCUUGGGCUCAUGUCAAUGAUAAAUUGCCUGAUUUUGCUGCUGAACCGAGAAACCUUCGACUCGGUCUUUCUACAGAUGGGAUGAAUCCUUUUGCUAUUCAAAAUACCAAAUACAGUGUGUGGCCAGCGUUGUUGGUGAACUACAACAUGCAUCCAACUUUGUGUAUGAAGGCUGAGAAUAUCAUGUUGACUAUGUUGAUCCCUGGUCCAAGAGCUCCGAGUAACAACAUUGAUGUUUAUCUAGCUCCUUUGAUAUAUGAUUUGAAGGAUUUGUGGAAUGAAGGUUUAGAGGUCUAUGAUUCAUAUCUGAAAGAGCAUUUCACACUUAGAGCUUUGUUAUUGUGGACUAUCAGUGACUAUCCAGCCUUAGGGACAUUGUCUGGCUGUAAAGUGAAGGGUAAGCAAGCGUGUAAUGUUUGUGGAAAGGAUACACCUGCUAGGUGGUUGAAGUUUAGUCGUCAGUAUGUAUAUAUGGGAAAUAGGAGACGACUCAGACCUGGACAUCCUUACAGACGCAGAAAAGGAUGGUUUGACAACACUGUUGAGGAAGGGACUGCGAAUAGGAUUCAAACAGGUCCUGAAAUUUUUGAGACACUUACAGAUUUCAGGAAGCAGAUAAGGAGAUUUCAGAGGAAGAGUGAAUUGCCGGUGCGACACAACAUUGAUGUUAUGCACGUAGAAAAGAACGUAUCGGAUGCUUUAUUAUCUACAUUGAUGCAGAAUGCUAAGUCAAAAGAUGGCCUGAAAGCAAGAAAAGACUUGGAAGAUAUUGGGAUUCGACAACACUUGCAUUCAGAAGUACGGGGUAAGAAAAUGUACUUGCCUCCUUCGGCUUACUGGUUGUCUAAGGCAGAAAAAAGAAGAUUUUGUGAGCGGUUGGCUAAAUUCAGAGGCCCUGAUGGCUACUGCAGAAAUAUUGCCAAUUCUGUUUCAAUAAACCCUCCUAUGAUUGGUAGUUUAAAGUCCCAUGAUCAUCAUGUACUCAUCCAUAAUUUGUUACCUGCUGCAUUGAGAGGAUUGCUUCCAAGAGGACCUCGGGUGGCGGUAACUCGAUUAUGUAACUUCUUCAACAGAUUGUGCCAGCGUACCAUUGAUCCUGAGAAGCUGCUCUCAUUGGAUUAUGAGAUUAUGGAGACGAUGUGCCAACUGGAGCGGUACAUGAAGAUACUCAAGGCAUAUGUUAAAAAUUAUGCAAGGCCAGAAGCGUGUAUGGCUGAGGGAUACUUGGCUGGAGAAUGUAUAGCAUUCUGUUUGGAGUUCUUAAAAAAAUCAGUACCUGUUCAAGAAGCAGUAAACCGUAAUGAAGAUAUUGAGACAGAUGGACUUGUUGUCGAAGGACGAUCUCUACAGAAGGGCAGAGAGGUGACCCUUUCAGAUAGAGAGAGAGAGGUAGCACAUCGAUAUGUUUUCAUGAACUUGGCGAGUAUGGAUCCUUAUGUACAGAUGCAUUUAGAAGAAUUGCAAGCUAAGGAUGUUCGAUACGCUAGAAGUGAAACUGUUUUAUGGAAAUAUCAUACUGGCCAGUUUACAGAAUGGAUUAAAGAAAAGAUUCCUUCUAACUCGAAAGAUCAUUCGAAGAAGUUGAGGUGGUUAGCAUUUGGACCAAGAUACAUUGCACAAGCUCAUAAAGGUUGUGUUAUUAAUGGGCAUCGCUUUCACACUGAUGAUGUUAAGCGGAAGACUCAAAAUUCUGGAGUGACAUAUGAAGCUUUCAGCAUGUGUAGAUCUUCUGCACGCGAUAGUAGACAUAUGGCUGACAUAGUUACAUACUAUGGUGUGAUUAAGGAGAUAAUUCUUCUUGACUACCAUAUGUUCACAGUUCCAUUAUUCAAAUGCAAUUGGGCCAACAGAGGAUAUGGUGUGAAAGAAGAAGACGGAUUCACGCUCGUUAACCUUCAUAUGAACCAAACAGCAUACCUCUGA
This is a messenger RNA of Camelina sativa (false flax), 2352 nucleotides long. Lineage: Eukaryota; Viridiplantae; Streptophyta; Magnoliopsida; Brassicales; Brassicaceae. The record is from RefSeq and is a predicted model, not a curated record.